This is a messenger RNA of Caenorhabditis bovis, 3579 nucleotides long. NCBI's taxonomy places the organism in Eukaryota, Metazoa, Nematoda, Chromadorea, Rhabditida, Rhabditidae. The record is from the annotation of a GenBank genome assembly.
AUGCCAGUUGCCCGUCGAACAACUGUUGAUUGUUCGGUCAUCAAAAAAUUCUCCGGUUGGAUCGCGUAUGGAUCGUAUCUCGAGGCUAUCUCAUUAUCCGCGCAAAACAAUGAGCCACCACCGGCGCGCGAUAUACUUUGCGAAAACAAAAAACGCCCAAAUGGACGAUUCAAGAUGAUUCAUUAUUUUCUAUUAAUUGAACUUAUUGGCGGUGUUGCGCCGAUUUUCACAGAUCGAAUUGUCAAAAGUCCGAAAGUUGUAAAAAGUGUCAAUUAUGAAGAUUUCUCCUUGCUUUGUGCCGAUGGAAUUCCAUUGUUAAUGGAGGACCACAAGCCAAGACCCUGCCAGCCAAGACCGUGGCUUCCAGAGCAUAAAUGUCCUACAGGAUUUUGGUGUCACGAAGGCCAAUCCGAAGCUAGUUUUUAUUGUUGUCCAAGCAGUCGAAAAUUCGCCAACAAAUGCCAUUUGCCUCCGGCAGUAGGCUAUGGCAAACAGCGAAUGAGGCGAUUUUAUUUCGAUUGGAAAACUGAUGCUUGUCACGAGCUCCAAUAUUCGGGAAUUGGUGGAAACGAGAACAGUUUUAUGGAUUAUGAAAAGUGUGAAACGGCUUGUAGAGGCGCUGGCGAGCCGCCAAUUCUGCUUCCAAGUAACAUGAAAAUUCUUCCAAAAGAUAACUUAAAGGAGAAAAAGGUUGUCUAUCCAAAGGAGGUUGCUUCGAAAGUUUCACUAGCCCCUCCUACUCAACCUACUCCUAAAAAGGAAGAACUCGUUGAGGUGUUCUAUACAGCGUCUCCACAAACUGCCACGCCAACAACCCCUGCCACAACCGCUACUACUUCUCAAAGGACAUCAACUACUACAUCUACUUCCACCACCACCACCACCACCACCACCACAACUCCCCGCCCGAUUGAUCCAAAUCCUUGUGAUAUUGCUCCAGACAAGGGAGAAGCUGGACAAAUGGUUGUCUCAAUGUGGUAUUUUGACUCGUCUUCACACUCGUGCAGCCCAUUUGUCUAUCUUGGAAGUGGUGGAAACUCGAAUCGAUUUUCGACGUCUGAAGAAUGUGUGCAGACUUGUGGCAUUGGAAAACCAACGCGAAAAUCGUGCGAGCAGCCGCCGGCGGUUGGAGAUGGUCCCUUCAAUAUUCCACGAUAUUAUUUCGAUCAAGUGACAAAAAAGUGUGAGCAGUUCUUCUACUCGGGACGCAAUGGAAACAGUAAUCGAUUUUAUAAAAAGAAUAAAUGCGAACGGUUGUGUCUCAGAAAAAAAACCAAGAAGAAGGAGAAUAUUCCCGAAUACAUAUCUACGAGUGCCUCUUUCGAGACGUUCAGCACCGUUUCCGUUCCAGACACGACAACUCAUCCACCUACAAUGCGCAUUGUUCAGAAUCUUGUUCCAGAAUUCACCAAUGUGUUUGAGUUCACUACUGUAGAGCCAAUAAGAAGCUCAUUCAUUACGGUUGCGCCAUACGAAGAAGUCUAUGCGGAGACCACUCCAUCAUCCUAUCCAACGCUUAUAUAUCCCCCUAGAGGAGAAGAGUUCCCAACAAUCAGUCCAAUUGUUCAGCAGCCUGCUUCCAAAAUUGCUGAUCGCGUAUUUUCGUCUUUAAUGACGUCCCAAGAACAAAAAGUGGUUGAAAUCAAUCCAGUUGAGACCACCACACAGAAGGUGUCCUCUCAUGAAUAUAUAAUGGAGAAGUCUCUACCACCAUAUUCUAUGAAUUCCCACAAUUCGUAUCGGUAUGGAGUGCAGCCCGCCUCACCUCUUGCUCCAAUUCCACAACCAGCUGCUCCAAUUCCACAGACAGUUGCUCCAAUUAAUCAAUACCCAAUGCCGCAAUUCCCGCCGGUUAUUCAAUUGCCGGAGCAGGUAUCGGCUUCCAGGGUUUACUCGACCGUCCCAGUUCCGCCCCAUUCUCAAACGGAAUCCCCAAUGUUCACAUUCGUCUUUUCGGGCUUCGAGAAUAAUCAAACCACGAUUGCUCCAUAUUUCCCCAACGCUUAUGUGAAACCGGAUCCCUACGUUCCAUUCCCUGCCGCUACACCAUCAGCUUUCAUUCCAAUCACUAGUCCAACCACCAUCGCCACCACCACCACCACUACUCCUACUACAACCACAACCACACCACCACCUCUUCCGCCUUCUCUCUCUCCUCCACCUUCGACACUUCCUCCUUCAAAUCAUAAAUUUAUUACAUCAAUUUCAAAUGAUUCGCCAUGUCGAAGGCACGUAUUCGGAGACGCAACUAUCAUGUGUGAGGCAAGACCCGAAGUGUGCCCAUUUGGUACAUUCUGCCAAAUUGGGCAAGGCCAGAGUAUUUGCUGUCCAAUCUUAGAUGAACCACCAUGUGAGCAAUCAGUAGAAGAAGGCAUAGGAAAUUCGCAAAUUCGCAGAUGGUACUUCGAUCCAGCAACUCGCCUCUGUCAGCCAUUUGUUUUCAGAGGAUUCAAAGGAAAUCAAAAUAAUUUCCUGUUGUUCGAUGACUGCCAACGAGCUUGUGGUGCCACCAAUGUGUGCACCCGCGGCACACCCCAACUCGCCAUUCACAAUCACCUUCUCUCGUGUUCAUUCGAUUCGGAUUGUCCGCCAGUCUUCAGUUGUGUUCUCUCAACGCCGCACAAUCUGUGCUGUCCGACAGAUCCGUCGGCGAGUUUCCCAACAUUGGCACCGGCGUCGAACUCGAUUCCGUCUGGCUUGCCAAACAGUCUCGUCAUUGAUUUUGUGGCGCCUAAUGUGUGUGAGCAACCAAUUGAUGAAGGAUUCGGUCUUUCUUCGGAGCAUCGUUGGGCAUUUUCAAAUGGUCAAUGUUCGUCAUUCUUAUAUAAAGGGCAAGGCGGUAAUAUGAACAACUUUUUAACCAAAAAUGAUUGUUCAAAUAGAUGUGAAAAAGAGCAAACAGGAAGAUGCUCACAACCUGCAGAAAGUGGCCACGCCGAUCAAUACAUCUCGAGAUAUUUCUAUUCGCCUGAAUAUCGCCAAUGCCUUCAUUUCAUUUAUUCGGGAGAGGGUGGAAAUUCGAAUAAUUUCGAAACAUUAACGGAAUGCCUUGAAGUCUGUGUUGCAAAUGGAGUGAAAUUCAGCUCACUUGCCAAAAACAAUCUGCCACAAGCGUCGCUUCCUCAAACGUCAACUCAAUCGCAAAUCAAUUUCUCAUUCCUGCCUCGACAAAUGUGCCCGCAAGGCGAUCCUCUCGUCACGAUCGACGGCACGCCCAUUGAAUGCGACUAUCGACGAGCAGCGAAAUGCCCUGGAGAUCAUGUGUGUACUCCAGUCGGAGAACAUGCCUAUUGUUGUCCUUCACCAAUGAAUUACUGCCUUCAAAGCAGGCCGGCAUUGUCGGUAUGCAAUGCGCCGAAUUUUGAGCCAAUUAAGGAGAUACGAUUCACUUAUGAUCCACUUGCAGAUAGGUGCAUUAGGUUCAAUUACCAGAACUGUCGCAAUAAUCCGAGCAACUCGCUAAAUAAUUUCCUCACAAAUACUCAAUGCUCAAGGCUUUGCUGUAAUCAGGGCUACAACCUGGUUUACAAACGGCGACUUUUGAAGAAUUUGAUGCAUGAUGAGCCGAUAGAAGACUAA